Molecule: messenger RNA, 669 nt
Organism: Fraxinus pennsylvanica
Lineage: Eukaryota; Viridiplantae; Streptophyta; Magnoliopsida; Lamiales; Oleaceae
Source: the annotation of a GenBank genome assembly
AUGGAUGGAAAGGGCGAUAUUAUUGCCACGUGGAUGAAGAAGCACCGUCUGAUAUACACCGGAGCCACCAGGCACCCUUUCAUUCUCAACAUUCGUGAUGGCUCUAUUGACAUCUCUUCCUUCAAACGAUGGCUGGCACAGGACUACAUAUUUGUAAGAGCGUUUGUUCCUUUUGUUGCCAGUAUAUUGGUGAAAGCUUGGAAGGAGACAGAUGAUAGUUCUGAUAUAGAUUUGAUUUUGGGUGGCAUGGCUGCUCUAAAUGAUGAGAUUGAGUGGUUCAAAAAAGAAGCUUCGAAGUGGGGUGUUGCUCUGAACAGCGUUGUACCGCACAAGGCCAACGUUGACUACUGCAGAUUUUUGGAAAGCCUAAUGAACCCUGAUGUUGAGUACACAUUGGCCAUCACAGCUUUUUGGGCCAUUGAGACUGUCUAUCAAGAAAGUUUUGCUCACUGCUUGGAAGAUGGUAGUAGAACUCCAGAAGAACUCAAAGAGACUUGCCAAAGAUGGGGCAAUGAGGGUUUUGGUCAGUAUUGUUGUUCUCUCAAAAACAUAACGAAUCGGUGUUUGGAAAAGGCAUCGGAUGACGUUCUCUCAAAAGCUGAGGUCAUUCUUAUACGCAUUCUCGAGCAUGAAGUAGAAUUUUGGAACAUGAGUCGUGGGGCAAUCUAG